Bursaphelenchus xylophilus (pine wood nematode) is the source of this 3710-nucleotide messenger RNA. Lineage: Eukaryota; Metazoa; Nematoda; Chromadorea; Rhabditida; Aphelenchoididae. The record is from the annotation of a GenBank genome assembly.
AUGUAUAAUUACACUUCGGUCCUCCUACUCCUAACUCUAUAUAAAUCGCCACUGUAUACGGCGCGAAGGCAGUUGGCGCAGGGCAAUUUCUCGAGGAGUCUGGGAGUGGAGAAGCUGGUAGAUGAACAGAGAAUUAUCGAGAAAUUAUUGGCUUACGACAAUGGAAAUGGAUACGAUUGGAGGCUGCGGCCGAAGGGAAGCCUUACUCCUGGGGCCGACGCACCUGUCGACAUUGUCGUCAACAUGUAUUUAAGGUAAGAAAAACUGAAUUUUUUGGGAGGAAGAUUGGAAUUUUGGAAAAAAAGUUUUUUUUUGAGAAUGCCGGGGAUAACGUCAGAAUUUGGAGUUAACUCCUAUUUUAAGCCUUUCUUACACAGUUAACACUUGUGCUCAUACAUUUUAUUUCAGAAGCAUAUCCAAAGUAGACGAUGUAAAUAUGGAAUUUGCCCUUCAUUUUACGUUUCGAGAGGAGUGGGUCGAUGAACGAUUACUCUUCUUCAGCCCCCAUCACAAACAUAUUGUGUUAUCUGGAGAUCAGCAUCAACGGAGGAAUACUAAAGGUGAGGUCCUAUAAAGUUCCUCCCUAUUUUAAAACCAUUUUUAAAACAACUGUUUCAAGGCUUAAAGUGGGAUUUUAAAUUGAAAAAUGAACAAUUAACCAGUCCAAAACUUGGGAUGAUGAUGUUUUUUUGACUCAAGUUUUGUUAUACCCGAUGGCUUAAUAAGACGUCCGACAUUUAGUUUGGACUCCCGACACAUUUUUUCAAAAUGAAAAGAAUGGCAAGAAGCACACGGUGGAUUUACCAAAUGUGAUGAUUAGGAUACAUAACGCUACUGCCAAAGUGUUAUAUUCAUGUCGGUAAGUGCCUUGUCACAGACUUAAAAAUGAUCGUCUAGGUCUAGCAGUUGAAGUGCUCCAAGAGCGACGCGUCGCGACGCUCAAUCCUAGAUGAAAUUUUACGCAAAUUUGGGCAACGUUUUUUAGGAUAUACCUCACAAAAAAUCCUUUUUCGCAUAAAUUGGUAGAGGUAUAGACAAAAAAUGUCUUCCUCUCUGGUCGCUCUCCGCGCUUAGCGUACUCUCACGGCCAUAAAGAUCGUUGAAUAUCUUGGUUGCGCUUGCAAAAAGAGAGCUAAAAUUUUUGGGAAUUGAAAUGUGGCCAAUGGGACCUCCCUCGCAUAUAAGAUUCUAUUUUUAUGUGUUCAGGAUGACUCUAACCCUCUCUUGCCCAAUGAAACUGGCCGCCUAUCCGCUGGACGUGCAGACUUGUUUCAUUGACUACGCCUCUUACGCCUACACAGCACAAGAGAUCAUGUAUCGAUGGAAAUUGGACGAUCCGAUUCAAAUAAAGCAUGGUCUUCAUCAAUCGCUUCCUUCUUUUACCCUCAGCGAGGUUAGGGUGGGAAAUUGCACCUCAGUCACUACUACUGGUAAUCGACAUUUGGUUGUAUUGAUUCGACGAAAUUUUCUAUUUUUGAUGACUUUAUAAUGCUCUUCUUUCAGGUACCUACAGUUGCCUCCGGACAAUUUUGAAACUGAAACGAGAAUUCAGUUACUACCUUCUACAGCUUUACAUACCCUCGUUUAUGCUGGUCUUGGUCAGCACAAUAUCAUUUUGGUUGAAUGAGGAGUCGGUGGCGGCGAGGAUAACGCUGGGUGUUACUGUGCUGCUCACGGUCACUACAAUGGUAUGGUUUAGGAAAAAAUAACUGAGGAACAAGAAUUGCAGGCAUCGGGAGUGAACGCAAAUCUUCCGCCAGUCAGUUACACCAAGGUAAGGGUAUAUUCCCAUGUGGCGAUCCUGAUAUAAAAUGCGCUGAGAUAUGUAGCGGGAAAUGAGGCAAAGGCUAGACAUACAUAUUUUUACAGUUUCGGAUGCCCAAAUUUACGGUAAUCUCUUAGAAAAUUUCGGAACUGAUGCGCCACUCGGACGAACUAUGGGCCGAAAUCUUCAAAAAUUGAGCUUUGACCUACAUAGUAGCUUGCCGUGACAAAUAAAGGCGAUUUAGCGAAAACUGCAUUACCGCAAGGAAAAAGAAAUUAUGUUCUGGGCACUAUGUAAAAUUUAACGGAACAUGAACGUCAAACCUUGGACUGUUUAUUUUAUCUUUCAUUCUUUGCGAUUUUUAUGAAUCUGCACGGAAAAUUUAGUAUGAUAAAUGUCAUCAAAAAUUAGAUGUUUCUUCAGAGUGUCGACAUCUGGAUUGGCGUUUGUACGGGUUUCAUCUUUGGUGCCCUUCUGGAAUUUGCACUUGUCAAUUGGGCGCUUCACAAGGACAUCAAGUACAAGAAUCGGCUGAGGAAACAGGCCACUUCCUUGUUGGACAUGUAAGUGUUCUUCUAGCUUAAAAUAUCAAAGACGUUUCUCAAAAAAUUGCUCAUCGCUUUCGAUGGCCUGAGAAAAUUAUCAAAUUUUCCUAAAAUUUUAGGCAUACUCGCCACAUGGUGCGUCCAGAUACCAACAGUGAUAAUCCGCAGGAAGCUGACACCGCGAGGAGUUUUAUCGGAAUGUUCCAAUGGUAUCAGCUGAUGAAGAGGAUCCGCCACAAGGAGAAAAGCCAGAAGAUUGACAUUGUAGCAAGGGUUGCGUUUCCAGUCGCAUUUUUGCUUUUCAAUUUGAUCGUAAGUUCACAGAGUCAGCAAAAAGUUCCCGUAAAACUUACAACAAACAAGCAGGAGAAAUUGUUUUACAAGGAAAGUACUUUUAUGGGGGCUCCUACUUUUUGACGGGACAUACCUCAAAAAAUCAGAAAAAAUGUGCUGAUUAAGGAUAUAUAAAUCUUAGCUGCCCAUUUUGGGCUUUUAGGGGUGAAAAUGCCCAAAAACUGGCUCAAUUUCCCUACAAAAGGCGCAUGCAUUCGAAACGAUAAAAAGCACAGUCGGUCUCUUCCUUCGGAAGAGAGCGGUGUGGCCGAGUGGUUAGUGCCGUAGUCUGGGAAUCAAGAGGGGGAACGCCGCACGGGUUCGACUUCCCUUUUGGGCCGAAUCAACUUUUUUUGAAGUGAAGGUUGGAAAAAUAAAUUUUUGUGCCAAGACUGAUUUAUUACGUAUUAGAAUCUCAAUAAACAUCAUUUUAAGCCAAAAUAAAAUUUGUAAACCCGUGCAAAAUUAAGCGAAAAGGGGUUCAUAUAGGACUUUAAGUCAACUUUCAAUUGAGUUUUCACCCCUAAAAACCUAAAAUGGGCAUCACCAUUUGCGGUUACGACAAAGAUUUUUUGAUCGAAAUUUCGUAAAAAUUCAAAAAAUUCUUUGCUCCUGGAUGGAAGAGGGAGUUGGCUUCCUCAGGUGAUGGACAACAUUUAUACAAAAAGUCAAUCAACUUUCCUAGCGAAAUUCGCAAAGUUUCGGCCAAAAACAGCUUUUCCUCUGGCUGCUCUGCAGACUGUACAUUCAGUCCGGAAGACACAGCAAACUUAAAAAAAACUGAAGAAAAAAAUCUUAGCGCUUCCUUGUUAGCUUGCCAUUACAAAAGACGCUCACAAUCAGCCUCAUUGCAAUCUACGUAUUAAAAUCCAAGGACCUUUGGAUUACCCCAUUCUGAUAACAUAUUCCCAAGAAUGGGACUUUUUCAGUUCCUCCGAGCUUAUCACCCUUUCUUUUUUCAUUCCAAACAUCUUAUCCUCCCCCUUUUUCAGUACUGGGCGUAUUAUCUGACGCCGUAUCUGGCGGUCCGUUCGACGACUCGUGUUUCUUCCGCCAAGGAUUUAUGA